Solanum lycopersicum (tomato) is the source of this 2047-nucleotide messenger RNA. RefSeq names its product probable myosin-binding protein 5. The record is from RefSeq and is a predicted model, not a curated record. Gene Ontology annotation, molecular function: myosin binding. NCBI's taxonomy places the organism in Eukaryota, Viridiplantae, Streptophyta, Magnoliopsida, Solanales, Solanaceae.
UCAAAGAUAUAGUGAGGAGAGGGAGCUUAGGUCAUGAUCCUGGUUUCACUUUAAUUUCCUACCAUGGUCAUGAUCCUUCAUCUCAUUCCCCCCCCCCCCUUUUUUUUUUGAUUAAUUAAUUUCUUCAUCUUGUCAUACAUCAAUCAAUAAACACAAAGGAAUAAUGGCUUUCAAGUGUUGUGUUGAACAAAAGAUGGGGAAAUUUGCAUUCUUCCUCAUAUAUGCUCUUCUUGAAUGGGUGAUGAUCCUCUUGCUUUUCAUUGAGGGGUUUCUUGCUUUUUUCUCUAAUGAAUAUGCCAAGUUGUUUGACUUGAAAAUCCCUUGUUUGCUUUGCACGAGGAUCGAUCACAUUCUCGUUCAUAGGGAUGCAAGCUUUUAUUACAAUGAUUCUAUAUGUGAAGUUCACAAGAAGGAUAUAUCUUCCCUUGCUUAUUGCCAUGUUCACAAGAAACUCUCUGAUAUAAAGAACAUGUGUGAGGGAUGCCUUCUAUCAUUUGCGACAGAGAAAGAUGCUGAUUGUGAUAGGUACAAGUCACUAGUUGGGAUUCUGCACAAGGAUAUUGAUUGCUUUGUGAAGGAUGCACUUCACACGAAGAAGGAAGAUAAUGAGGUUAUGCUCCAAACAACAACUUCUUUUGUUUGGUGUUCUUGUUGUGGGGAGCCUCUCAAAAUGAGAUCAAAGUCAAAUCCUUCUUCUCAAGCUCCUUGGAGAAAUGAGGACUACACACAGCUCAAGUUCAUCUCCGAUAAUGAUUUGGAUGAUGGAGGUAGAGAGGAUAAUAUUAAAGGUGCUUCAGAGGAAAUAAAUGAUAAUGCCUUGAAAACUGCAAAUUUUACAAGAAAUAUGUUCUUUGGUAUACCAUUGUCAGAUUCAUGUCAAGCUAGUCCAAGAUGGUCACACAGGCCUAGAAAAUUGAGUAUGGAAUUAAUUUCAGAGAGUAAUGAUGUAGUGAAUGAAUCAGAUAAUGACAUCCUACAUCGGUUGAAGAGGCAAGUCCAUUUGGACCACAAGUCUGUCAUUGCACUUUACAUGGAACUUGAUGAGGAAAGAAGUGCGGCUGCUGUUGCAGCAAAUAAUGCGAUGGCCAUGAUCACUCGCUUGCAAGCAGAAAAGGCAGCUGUCCAAAUGGAGGCAUUACAGUAUCAGAGAAUGAUGGAGGAGCAGGCAGAAUACGAUCAAGAGGCUUUGCAAGUGAUGAAAGAUUUGCUUUUGAAAAGAGAAGAAGACAUAAAGGUGAUGGAAGUUGUUGUUGAGACAUAUAGGGAAAGAUAUGGAGAUAUGAAAGGAGUAGGAAGUGAGGUGUGUGAAGUUGGUGAAUAUCAAGAGUGGAAUUCUUAUUCUUUUUCAUCCCUUAGUGAAAGAUCAACUUGUGUCAGUCCUGAUGAAGGAGACCAACAUAGAUUAGGCCCUUUCGAACCACAUCUUGACUUUGAGCAUGAGAGAUGUUACCUCAUGGGUUUAUUGACCAAGCUUGAAGACAAAAUUACAACAUCUAAGGAUGGAUUUUAUGAAUCUGAAGGAAAAGGAAGUGAAAAUAAGGCCAUUCUUAGAACAGAAGUUUCAGUAAUUAGAGAGAGGUUGAGUGCCAUCGAAGCAGAGAGCAUGUUUUUAAAACAUGCUACUAUGACAUUACAGAGGGACGAUGAAGGAAUCAAACUCUUGACAGAGAUAGCUCAACAUCUACGGAGGCUUAGGCAAUCAAAGGAUGGAAGCGCAUGAGAUCAGUUUUCACCAAAUAUGGAUGUGCUGUUGUUCUCGUAGAAGGAAGUUCCAAACCUUUGACAUAUUAUGGCCUUGAGGUCUUGUGAUCUCUUGCAGAUGAGCCAGGCAAGGAACCAGGCAACUUUUGGUAUAAUGGAGCAAGCUUUCGCACAAUUAACUAAAUACUAUAUACUAAUUGAGUUGGACACAAGGCAAAUGAAGUCAUUGUAUGUAUAUAUUUAACCAUGUGCUCAUGGUUACUUAUAUCCUCCUCCUAGUUUCCAAUUGAUGUUCAUUUUUGACAAGUUGUUUCAUCUAUAUAUAUAAUGAGAGGAUUUACAUUAA